Molecule: messenger RNA, 2718 nt
Organism: Anopheles bellator
Lineage: Eukaryota; Metazoa; Arthropoda; Insecta; Diptera; Culicidae
Product: irregular chiasm C-roughest protein-like
Exons: 6
Coding region: 1-2718 (905 amino acids)
Biological process (GO): cell-cell adhesion
Cellular component (GO): cell-cell junction
Molecular function (GO): cell adhesion molecule binding
Source: RefSeq, a predicted model, not a curated record
AUGAACUUCGGCGAGCGGCGAUCGACGACGACGACGGUGGCGGUGGCGGCGACGACGGCCAGCGUCAUCAGGGCAGCGGUGUGGUCGAUUGCCGCCCUGGUGGCCCUGGUGGGCGGUGCGGUGGACGGGACGCAGCGGUUCGCGAUGGAACCGCAGGACCAGACGGCCAUCGUUGGCUCGCGGGUGACGCUACCGUGCCGGGUGGAAUCGAAGGUGGGCGAACUGCAGUGGACGAAGGACGACUUCGGGCUGGGGAGGUUCCGCAACUUGAGCGGCUUCGACCGCUACUCGAUGGUGGGCAGCGACGAGGAGGGCGACUACUCGCUCGAGAUCUACCCGCUGAUGCUGGAAGACGAGGCCCGCUACCAGUGCCAGGUGGGGCCCGGUAAACACGGAAUGCUGGGCAUCCGGUCGAAGUUUGCGACGCUCACGGUGCUGGUGCCGCCGGAGCCGCCGAAGAUCGUGCAGGGCGACUUCCUGGUGACGACCGAGGACCGGGAGAUCGAGCUGGAGUGCGUGUCGGCGGGCGGUAAGCCGGCGGCCGAGAUCACGUGGAUCGACGGCCACGGCACGGUGCUGACCCGCGGCAUCGAGUACGUGAAGGAGCCGAUGACGGACACGCGCCGCUUCACCGCCAAGUCGAUCCUGAAGCUGACGCCGAAGAAGGAGCACCACAACACGUCGUUCACCUGCCAGGCGCAGAACACGGCCGACCGGACGUACCGCUCGGUGCGGCUCCAGCUCGAGGUGAAGUACGCGCCGAAGGUGAGCGUGUCGGUGGUGGGCGGCGCGCUCGCCGGGGGCCGCAUCCUCGAGGGCGCCGAGGUGCGCCUCUCGUGCCACGCCGACGCCAACCCGAGCGACGCCACCUACCGGUGGUACCGCGGCGACGAGCUCAUCGCCGGGGACUACACAACGGAAAUGAUCAUCCACAACAUCUCGAAAGAGUACCACGAUGACGUCAUCAAGUGCGAGGUGCACAACGCGGUCGGCAAGAGCGAGGAGAGCGAGGUCCUGGACAUCAGCUACGGACCCACGUUCCGCACCCGGCCGCAGUCGGUCGAGACGGAGGAGGACGCGAAGGUGACGCUCAGCUGUGACGUCACCGGGAAUCCGGCGCCGGAAAUUUUCUGGGUCCACGAGGAGACGGACCGGAUCGUGUCGAACGCGGCCAACCUCACGCUGACGGCGACCCGGGACACCGCCGGCACCUACCUGUGCAAGGCGAGCGUCCGCGGCUUCCCGGACAUCGAGGCCGCCGCGGCCAUCUACCUGAAGGGAGCGCCGGCGAUCCGGUCGCCCCGCCAGCAGACCGGGGCCGUCAACGACAACGCGCAGAUCCAGUGCGACGCGGUGUCGGUGCCGCGCGCCCGCCAAGUACUGUGGACGUACAACGGGCUCGAGGUGAACAACGAGAACGACUACACGAUCCUGGAGAACCACUCGCCCGAGGGCGUCCGCUCGACGCUCAUCAUCAACAACAGCCAGCGGCAGCACUUCGGGGUCUACAACUGCACCGUGCUGAACGAGUACGGUGCGGACUCGCUGGAGAUUGAGUUCACGCCCCGGGAAACGAUCCUGCUGCCGACGAUCAUCAUCGGCUCGAUCGUCGGCUUCAUGCUGGUGGUCGUGGUGCUGAUCGGCAUCACGCUCUGCUGCUGUGGCCGGCGCGGCAAAAAGAAGCUCCCGCCGGCCGACGUUAUCCAGGAUCACUAUAUCCCGGAGAAGACGUGCAAGGACACGGACCGGGCGUCGAACGUGAGCGACCUGAAGAUUGACCGCGAUCACGAGUACUCCGAGACGUGCUCCGGAACGGACAGCAUCGUGACGCGCCUCGCCAUGUCCAGCGGGGGAAGCAGCAACAACAGCGCGGGCGGAGCAGCACCCCCGAACGGAGGCAGCCGUGGAGGUGGUAUCGGUGGCGGCGGCGUUCCCCUCGCUGGCCCUGUUCGCAUCCCGAACGACUAUCGCUACUCGGGCGACUACUCGGACGGCAUCGGCACGCUGCAAGCCAAAAUCGGCCAGAGUAACGGUGGCUACGUCCAGUACGUGGACUACGCGCACGACUACAACGUGCCAAUGCUGAUGCCCGGCGCCGGCCAGCUCCCGAACGGGAACCUCUCGCUGACGCGCGCAAACCCACGCGAACUCCGUCAGGACAACGGACUCCCGAGCAUCCAGAGCGGCCUCGGUUCACUCUCGUCCGGCAUGGGCUCCCUGUCCAGCGGGCUGCUGAAUCCUGCCCAUAUUAACGCACCCAGCAGCAUCGAUCCACGGUACAGUGCCACGUACGGGAAUCCGUACCUGCGGAGCAGCUCCACCCAUCUGUCGCCGCUGCCACCGCCCAGUACGGCCAACCCGGCGGUCACGCCAGCACCCCCGCCGUACAGCGCCAGCGCCCGGCACCCGCCGACCAGCUCGCGGCUGACCAUGGGCGUCAACCUGGGCGUCAACUGCAACGGGUCGGGCAGCAUCGUCGGCAUCACGUCCGGACUCACCAGCCCGGAGUCGAUCCGCUCCGUCAGCACGGGCAGUAUGAACCCGUCCGGUGGUCCUGCGGCGGUACCCCAACAGCAGCAGCAGCAGCAGCAGCAGGCUCAGCAGCAGGCUCAGCAGCAGCAGCAACAACAGCCAGUAACCGGAAGCCCUGGGCCCGGCCAAUUCAUUCUGCCAUCGAACGGGGACAUACGCAAGGGGGCGCUCGCUACCCACGUCUAG